Messenger RNA from Botrytis porri, 231 nucleotides. RefSeq lists its product as uncharacterized. Bases 1 to 231 code for a protein of 76 amino acids. Lineage: Eukaryota; Fungi; Ascomycota; Leotiomycetes; Helotiales; Sclerotiniaceae. The transcript has 3 exons. The record is from RefSeq and is a predicted model, not a curated record.
AUGUAUCUAGGUGAUAGUUUUGGUGAGCUAGAAGUUCAAGCUGCGGCUCAUUGGAAAAAGGGACAAAAGCAGUGGUGGAGUAUGGAUAAUAUUACAGAUGAAAGAAGUAUUGAGAGGAAGCGAAGAGUGAGUGGUGAAAUGGAAGUUGGACACUUUGCCAGGAGUAUCCCAACUAACACCAAGACUUCGAAUUCAGCUCGCCCGGGUGUCAUUCUUCAAAUACGUCGUUGA